AUGGCAGCCGGUAUUGCGAAGACGAUCACCUGGUUGAUUCGAACCCUCCAGUUCCUCUUCGCCAUCAUUCUUGUUGGAAUCAUCAGUUAUAUGAUCCAUGAGUACAGGGAGUUCAGGGACUUCAGACACCAUCUGGGGAUCAAGAACCCUGGAUUCAAGCCACCCCGCGAACUCAUCGUUCCCGAAGUCUUCUCGGUUCUGGCAAUCUUGUUCACUGCAUUCUCGAUCAUGGCUGUCUGCUUUCUCGGAUACACCCUUCAGCUACUUGCGGCAUUCCUCGACUUUGUGCUUUGGGUCGGAUACCUUACCUCUGCUGGCCUUCUCCGCCAUAACUACCAUGUCAGAAGUAGCAGGAACCCACUACGCAACACCAUCACCGAUAUGAGGCAAGAACGCGGGAUGAAUCGUCACGAACAUCGCAUUGGCGGGAUAGUGAGAUUGCUUGUUGCGUUGGUUCUUAUUCAACUUUUCCUGUUCACCUUCACUACAUUCUUGUCCAUGUGGGUUGCCAAGAGAGACAGAGAUAACCGUGUAGUUCACGAAAAACCGCGUCGUAGCAACGCGCACACUCAGAUUGUCUAA
Messenger RNA from Morchella importuna, 582 nucleotides. RefSeq lists its product as uncharacterized. Lineage: Eukaryota; Fungi; Ascomycota; Pezizomycetes; Pezizales; Morchellaceae. The record is from RefSeq and is a predicted model, not a curated record. The transcript has 3 exons. Bases 1 to 582 code for a protein of 193 amino acids.